GGAAGUCUGUCUGUGAUUUAGUGAUUUUGGGGAAGGCUCAGCCGUUCCUGCUGAACAAAAAGGCAUAGUUUAUCAACCUGGGACACGUAUGUAAAAUGGCAACUGCUGUCUUUAACUAGGAAAUCUAAUCUCCACCUUGUAACACCGAGUCUUCGUCUUCUUACCUAGUACCUUCCUUUCAAAGGAUGUUGAUGGGACAGCUUCAGCUCUAAGCUGGUCGGUACCAAUAUUCACUAAAGGUGGAGGAGAAAAAAAGGUUAUUUUUGGUAUUUUUUUUCUUCGUGCUUUACGUCUAAUGUAUUAUACUUUUAGCAAAGUGUUAUAGCUUUCUGUUUGCGGCACAGAACGAUCGCUUAAGAGAUUUUUGUAUUUCGUACAACCCCCCUUGAGCGAAGUGGAACUUGGUGUAUGCAGGAAGCUGUAUGGCAUGUCGCUGUGUUUAGGGAAAUAAGCGGUGCAGCUACCCUUUGCGUCCUGCUUUUGGAAAAAUUCUUGUGUCCACGUUAACGGAUGUAAUAAUUACACGGCACUUGAAUGCAAAAAAAAAUACAGGUCCUAGCUGUUGUUUAAGACCGGGUUAAAGGACGCACCAGUAGAAUCCGACGGGUUUAUGUACUUUGAUCAUUGCUUACUUGUGGAAAGGUAGAUUUAACCAGAGCUUGACAGCGUCACCCCAAGAGCCAACGGGGACAGGUGUAUUGCCUUGUUUUGUAAGACGUAAAAACGAGCAAAAACAACAACAACACAAUCCCUGUGCCUCCGAUUGAUCUUAUUGAUGAUCAUGUCUGAUCUGGUAUUGCUGGCGCCGAUUGCCUUUCUGUUACUGGGUCUGUUGCUCACUAUUCUGGGGUAUGUGCUGUAUUCGGGACUGUUAACGGAAAUCAUCGUCCGGACUGGAUCUCCCCCGAUCAGGAAUAUCACCAUUGCCUACAAAUUCAAACAGGGUCCGUAUAAGGAGUGCGGAUCUCUCUUCACCGAAAGCUGCAGCAUCGGCCCGAAGCUUUCUUCAAUCGGUGUGUACUAUGAUGACCCUAAACAGGUGCCUGCUGAGAAAUGCCGGUGUGCUGUGGGCAGCAUCCUGAGCGAGGGAGAGGUGAAGCCCUCUGAAGAGCUUUUACGGCUUUACGAGAAGUUUGGAUACAAGAUCUUCUCCUUCCCGGAGGUCACGCACGUUGUCACGACAGCCUUCCCUCACAGAACCUUCCUGUCCGUUAUGCUGGGUGUACACAGGGUGUACCCACAGCUGUCCAGCUACAUAAAGGAGCGAAAGCUGUGUGCUCACCCCUUCCUUGAGAUUUACCGGGGAGACCUGAUUCACUACAUGAGCCCUCUUGCUCGCCAGAGUGACUUCUAUGUACCGGAGGUCAGAGACACUGAACGGAAACUGCAGGCUGAUGAAGAGUCAGAGGACAGGCAAACAGACAUCACAGAAAAGGUGGAUGUGAAUCUCUUUCAAGGUGAGGACUCAAACAGCGAAACUGGUUCCGUGAGCCAAUUGGCCAUGUCUGAGAGCCGUGAGACUUCCCUGGCAACGUCAGUUGCGCCCUCUCUGCCUCCCAGGGACCAAGACGAUGGGGACAACAGGAGUGACAGAAGUGACAAGGGCUCCAACGAAUCGGUUGGAAGUGGCUCCUCCUUCGAGGAGCUCGACCUAGAAUCGAUUGAGGGAGCGGAAAAUGUGGGGGUCACCCAAGCUGAAUUGAGGGCCAACAAGAACCAGGAUGUUAUCGCAGAGGAGCGUGGGGCCAUUGUGGAAGGGGAGGAGUAGACAGUUACUAAAAAGGCAGGCGGUUUUUGUCAGAAGUAGUUUGAGAAUGUAAAAAAAAAAGAAUUAACCACAUAUUGUCAUUAUGUCUUUCACUAAAAACAAUGUAAGAAAUUGUAGUGGUGCCCCUAGGAUGCAAGUCCAAAAGAAAGGAAAAGAAGGAUGCAGUUAGCCAUGGGUACAAUUUCAGAUUAGCGUUCAUGAGCUUGUUUUGACCUCAGAUAAAAUCCAGCCUCUCCUUUUUGAUCCCAUAUGGCUGACAGGGCUAACAGAUAAAAACCUGCAAUGAGCGACAUAAGAAUUCAAUUUGACUGAUGUAUUAGAAUAGCUUCAUUUGUCAGUUAAGGGGCAGAGUGGGAUUUCUUCAUUAUAUUUGCAUUUUUGUCUGUUUCUCCAUUCAAAUAAAAAAAAAACCCACAACUUUGUCUUCGUUUUAGUAAGUGUUGUCUGCUGGAGAUAUAAGGUUAGAAUCCAAAACAUUGAGGCCUCCCCCUCUUUGGUUGAAGCAAGAAGUACAGUCAGAUGACAAAUGUAAUCUUACUUAAAGAAGUAGUUUCAGAAUGCAGAGGGAAUAUGUAGCUGCGCUUGACUCCUACCACAUGUAUUAAAUCAAUUUAUGGCAGCCUCACAUUGUUAGAAAAUAUGGAAUCUGUGGCAUUUAAUUUUUUAUUUUGUGCAAUAUAAAAGGAGAUAAAUGUGUUCUGGAAAAUUGAGUUUCUGACAUUUUUCUUAAUGCUCCUGCAGUCUUUCAUUUAAAUACAUGUGGAGAUGUGAGAAACGUAAUCUGGAAACAGACAUUUUCAAACCCGUGAUUGGUCUUUAAAUGUUUAUGGUCACUUUAUUCUUAUAGUAGUUUCUUUUUUUCAGAGAUUUAUAUGUAGUCCAAAAGUAACUUUCGCACAUUUUUUUCUAUACAGUAGGUUAAAAAAAAUACACAACCUGAAAUAAGGGCUCUUAGUUGUUAAGGUGUAUUAUUUAUCUACAAUAUCAUAAUUUUUGGAAAUAGUGGUGCUUAUAUUUUUCCAGUACAAUGCUUGUAGUGUGUUCAGAAUUUCCUAACUUGACAUUUUGAAUCUCAUAUUUCUGGAAGUUACUGUAUCUACAGCAAAUCCUCUGCUCUUCUGUCAGCAAGACUGAAUGUUCCCUGAAAAUAUGUGUAGCUGACAAAACCACUGGUGAAGGGUUUAAAUAAUUAGAACCAGGAACAGCAAAUUUAAAAGCACUCUCAUGUAAUCCAUUGUGUACACACAAUCUAGAAUAAAGGUACUGUAAACUUGACUUCCUAAAUAAGGCUUGAUUAUUAGUUUUUACUCAUCUCCAGUCAGUCCUGCUAUAAAAACUGAUAUUGACAUUUUAUCAAGACGUUGUACACUGGUGGAGUUUCCAUUCAAAAAUCCUUUGAUUAAGUUAGCAUUAUUUUCCCUGACGAUGCUUUCUAAACUUCAAACUGUAGACUUUCAGAUUUUUCAAAGCUGUAUCAACUCCCCCAAUAGUCUUCAAGUUUUGUGAUUCUGAUAGGGACCAAAACCUAGAUAACACACCAGGCCUGGUGAUUUGUGGAGCUGUGCUGCUGGCAUUUUCUAUUUUGUGAUCUCUAUACAGGAAAUGCAGUGGUGCUACAAAGGCAUUUUCCUAUUAAGACUUGUUAAAUUUGGCAUGUUGCUGGAGAUUAGAGUGCGUUUAUUGAACUACUUCAUUUUCAGUGUUUUUGGAUAUGUCAUGCCACAUUUGUACUGCUGAAAUUGGGUCACAGCAUAUACAGUAUAUUGUAGGAACUUAACACUUUGGUUUUGGCCAGAGUAUUUUUUGUGUUGUUGAAUUGUUGAUGGAAAGUGUACUCUGUCUCACAUGGUCUUCAUUUUCUUGACUGUAAUAAAGAGUCUCUUCCCACUCCAAACAAA
This is a messenger RNA of Lepisosteus oculatus (spotted gar), 3666 nucleotides long. Its product is annotated as testis expressed 264, ER-phagy receptor. NCBI's taxonomy places the organism in Eukaryota, Metazoa, Chordata, Actinopteri, Semionotiformes, Lepisosteidae. Gene Ontology annotation, biological process: protein-DNA covalent cross-linking repair; reticulophagy. The record is from RefSeq and is a predicted model, not a curated record. Gene Ontology annotation, cellular component: replication fork; autophagosome membrane; nucleus.